AUGAGGAGACUUUUGCAGCUGGAUAUCUUCCAAUGGUUCGCCAUGCUCAUUGGCUUGACAUCCUACAGGCUGGUCGAUAAUAGAUUUAUUCAAACCCGAAUAGCCAGGACUUACGCGAUGAUCGUCAACGUCUUCACGGUGACAAUGCUGCCUUUGCCACUUUCACGUUUGGCUUACUCAGUUUCGUUGUGCUUCUGGCUGCCCCGAUUCAUGUGGAUUACUCCUUACGUUCUUUAUGCGGUAAACUAUGCUGUCAUCCUGGAGGACCAGCAACUGGAGGAGCUCAUUCCCACACGGGCACCGCUCACACCCGGAGCCCUGAAGGAGGUACAGCCCCUACUCACCAAGUUACUGCGCGAGGAAAAGCGCAAUGGAAAACAGAGGCUCAAACGUUCCCUCCUACUGCCCUUCUACCUGAAAUUCUUCACGGCGGCUUUCAUGUGCUUGACUAUUUGCGUAUUCCAAUUUCACUCUGGCGCCGAAUUGACUUGGAAGACAACAGCUCAAAUUAUAUUUCUGAGUAAUGUUCUCAACAUCCUGGAAGUUGUGCCCAUGGGCUACUUUUUGGCACUUUGGCACAUAGCCCGUGGCUUUGACUUUGUCAACCAACGGUUGGACGACAUCAUGGCAUCCACACCCAUUGAUUUGAAGGAACUAAGAAAUCUUUGGUCGCUUCAUGCUGCCAUGACCAGAACAGUGCUCAGGAUCAACAAGAUCUAUGGGGUCCAGAUGUUAGCAUUUCGCUUCGAUAACUUUAUUUUCGGCGUUAUCAAUGCCUACUGGGGAACGUUCUUUAGCUUCCACGCUGAUACGAAUGUUUUAUGGGUAGUGUUUGGCGCCGUCUCGUAUUGGAUCCGUUGCGUGGACUCGUAUUUGAUCGACCAUGUGAGCGACUUGGCCAUGCACUACCAGAGCUCACCAAAACAUGCCUGGACCGAGAAAUACUGGUCGAAAGAGAUCAACUCCUAUGUGACGUAUGUGAGCAGCUGCAAGCUACAGCUUCGGACUUGUGGUCUCUAUCAAGAGAAUCGAAGUCUAUGGUUCGAAACGAUUAGCAGCAUUUUGUAUUACUAUAUAAUGCUCCUACAGUUCCAUCUGGUUAUAAGAAAUUAA
Messenger RNA from Drosophila obscura, 1113 nucleotides. Its product is annotated as putative gustatory receptor 59b. Gene Ontology annotation, cellular component: membrane. The record is from RefSeq and is a predicted model, not a curated record. The transcript is spliced from 3 exons. The coding region runs from base 1 to 1113 and encodes 370 amino acids. Gene Ontology annotation, biological process: sensory perception of taste. NCBI's taxonomy places the organism in Eukaryota, Metazoa, Arthropoda, Insecta, Diptera, Drosophilidae.